Molecule: messenger RNA, 2367 nt
Organism: Helianthus annuus (common sunflower)
Lineage: Eukaryota; Viridiplantae; Streptophyta; Magnoliopsida; Asterales; Asteraceae
Product: two-component response regulator ARR12
Exons: 6
Coding region: 318-2156 (612 amino acids)
Biological process (GO): phosphorelay signal transduction system; cytokinin-activated signaling pathway
Molecular function (GO): DNA-binding transcription factor activity; DNA binding
Source: RefSeq, a predicted model, not a curated record
AGAGAGAGGCUUUAUUCUGUGUAUUGUUGCGUUGCAAGGCAUUCCAGUCAGUUGUAGCCAAUUUCUCCCAUCAUUGUCAAUAUGUAUUAAGCUCAAGUCCAAGUCACUAUCUUGUUCUCUCUCUCUCCAAGAUCCUCUUUCUCUCUCUAAUAUCUUUGAAAUCAUUCGUUCUUUCUGGGUUUGUUUUGUUUGUCAAUAAGGUGGUCAAACAAAUGCUAAAAAUCCAAACUUUCUGAAUCUUGUGGGUGUUUCUUGAAUCUUUGUUUGAUCUGUGUUUCAUCAUCUGAAUUCUCUUUGAUUUUAGUUAAGAAAUCAAGAUGACAGUAGAGGAAAUCAGAGGCUCUGUUGGGUAUAAUAAUAAUAAUAAUAAUAAUUAUAAUAAUAAUAAUAAUGAAAUUGACAGAUUUCCUAUUGGGAUGAGGGUUCUUGCUGUUGAUGAUGAUCCAACUUGUUUAAAGUUAUUAGAUGGGCUUUUAAGAAAAUGCCAGUAUCAAGUUACAACCACAAAUCAAGCAAGAACUGCAUUGAAUAUGUUAAGGGAAAAUAGAAACAGGUUUGACCUUGUGAUCAGUGAUGUUCAUAUGCCAGAUAUGGAUGGCUUCAAGCUUCUUGAACUAGUGGGUCUUGAAAUGGACUUACCAGUUAUCAUGUUAUCAGGAAACAGCGACCCAAAACUCGUAAUGAAGGGAAUCACUCACGGUGCUUGCGAUUACCUUGUGAAACCGGUACGCCUCGAGGAAUUACGCAACAUUUGGCAACACGUGAUCAGAAAAAAAGUCGAGCCGAAACCUCAGUCAAGGUCAAACAAUAACCAAGAAAAGCCGAAUAACGAAGGUGGACAAGAAGCCGGUAGUGGAGAUCCAAACGGCAAAUUCAAUAGAAAAAGAAAAGAUGAAGAUGAAGAUGUUGAAGAUAACGGGAACGAAGAUGACGAUUCAUCCACACAAAAGAAGCCGCGUGUCGUGUGGUCAAUUGAUCUGCACAGAAAAUUUGUAGCUGCUGUUAAUCAACUCGGAAUUGAAAAAGCUGUUCCCAAAAGGAUUCUUGAUCUGAUGAAUGUCGAAGGUCUUACGAGGGAAAACGUUGCAAGCCAUCUUCAGAAAUAUCGGCUUUACUUGAAAAGAAUAAGUCAACAAGCGAACAUGGUGGUUGCGUUUGGUGGUAGUAAAGAUGCAUCGUCUUAUAUGAGAAUGAGUUCACUCGACGGGCUUGGUGAUUUCCGUUCAUUAUCAGGUUCCGGAAGAUUGCCAAACGCUCAAAUAUCAUCGUAUUCACAUUCGGGUAUGCUUGGUAGACUCAAUAGUGCAACCGGUAUGACCCUACAUAGCCUCACAGGUCCAUCAUUGAUUCAACCAACCCACACCCAAAACUUGACCGGUUCAGUUAGUUCAGUUAGUUCACUCAACAAGUUCCAACCCGUUGUAUUACCAACACCACCAAAUCACCAACCCGCAAAUCUUUUUCAAGGGAUUCCAACUUCGUUUGACCUUGGUCAACUUCAACAGAGUAACAAACCGAAUAUCCAACUCCCGGAUUUCAAUCCUGUUGAUGAAUCUCGAAUCUUUAACGGUUCUAGCACUUUUUCGACGUUAGGGAGUCAAUCUUCGUUAAAUCUUGCUUCUAGUAGUUCCACGUUUCUUGAUGUCCCGAAUUUUCACGACCAGUUGCCGCCUAACGGCAGCCUAAAAUACGGUUACCCUGCUAGUAGUAACACGGUUACUGGAUUUGGUUCUAAUAUCACUAGCACCGCCUCUGUACCUCCUGAAGGUCAAGGUCAAAGUCAAAGUCAACGUCAAAGGCAUGGACAGCAUGGUAAACAGAGUUACGGUCAGUACUCAAGUAAUGCGUUUAGCACCUUAGCCGCUGCAGCACCGCCACCGAAUGGCGGUGGUUUGAGUGGACCCAUGAGUCAAUCGAAUGACCAGAUUUGUGGGGUCUACAAUACGUCCAAUGGGAAUGGACCGUAUGGUAAGACUAACAGGUCAAGCACUGAACUGAAAAUGGGAUCCGGUGAAAACUAUUUACCUAGUGGAACCAAUGGUUAUGAUUCGUUAGAUGAUCUUAUGAACGGAAUGAUGAAACGGGAGCAGGAUCCAACGAUCAUGAUGGAUGGAGAAUUCGGAUAUGAUCCGUAUUCGUUCGGAUCAUGUAUAUGAGACGAAUCGCGAUACAGUACUUAGGUCUUGAAUCGUAGAGAACGAUAACACGAGGUUGCAAUAACAACGUAGGUUUUAUCAGUCGAGAAGUUUGUAUCGAUAUGUAAUUUUAUUUCCAGGGAUAAUUAUGUCUAGCUUCUUCAGCGUCGUCCUUUAUCAACUUGUAGCCAUGUUUUCGUAUUGUGGGUACAUGUUUUUCGAUUUUCUUGAA